CGUAGGAAUUCAGGAAAGGAAGACAUCAUUGUCAGUGGGGCCAACUGCCAAUUGGAUGAGUGGGGACGGCAAACGUGGACCAGUAGUCCUCUGUGGCUUAGUUCAGCUUUUCCCCUUUAGAAGCCUCCUUUGUUUCCUGUCCGUGUUGUGUUAUCCUGCUCUUCUUCCAUGUUCCAAUUCCAUUCCUUUUACAAAUUUUCUUUUCUUUCACUGUCUCGAGCAUUCUGUUCCCUCUUCACCCCUUCUUAUUACAAAGUAGAAAAUACCCAUUUCCUCUUUUAAUUUUCUUUUGGUUUUGAGAGCUUGAAAAAUGUUAUAUUGUGGAAGGAAUGCAUCAAGAUCUCUUUCUUUGCUCAUUAUUGCUCCACAUUAUGUUUUUUUUUUUUAUUAUUUUCCCUUUGCUUAGUGGUUCCAAUGAUCACAGUCCCACAUUGCAGCAUUUGCACUGAAUAAUGCCAGCUUUAGACUCUCCAAGGAUCUUGCAUCCCACAUUUCUCCAUUUCACGCAUUGUCUUCUCACCAUUCACUAUGAAAUUUGGCUCUAAACAAAAUGAUUUGGCUUCAUCCCCUGGGAAAAGUUUAAAUGGAAGUUUCAGAAAGUUUACAUCUGGUUUUCUGCGAAAUGAUUUGGACUCCUCUCCAGGGCAAAGCUUAGAUGGAAGUUUCAGAAAAUCUAAUUCUGUUAUCUCCACCCAUAGUGUUUCUGGAAUUUCAUCUUCAAGCAAGUUCUUUCCGACUUCAAGAAGAGUCUACAAGGCACUGAAGGACUGUGGAAGGAAACUUGUUGACCAGGAGUUAUUUAAACAGAAUCUUGAGGAUUGGGUUUUGGAAAAUUCUUGUGUGGAGCAUGUUCCAGGGGAGCAGUCUUUUUUUAGGUCCCCAUUUCUGAUUGAUGAACUGCGCAAGCUUGAUUUAGCAUUGGAAGGUGUUCUGUUUCAGCAACUGUACCGUAUGCCAUGUUCUCCGUAUGCUUCUAAAGCUUUGAAGGAAGAUGAGUAUCUUGCUUUGGAAGACUUUCUUCAUACUAUAGUAAAUGGCCUCUGGCGUACAUUUUGGCGUAAAAGCGGACCAUUACCAUUCUUUUUGUCUUGUUCCCAUCAUCCUAAAUCUAAGUUUUAUGCUGUUGAGAAGGCAAUAUCAAGAGGAAGGCUAGAAGAGCUACGUGGUUUAGCUUUAAUAUCUAAAAUUGGGAGUGAUCUAAAAGUUCAUUGGGAUCAAGUAGUGCAGUUUGCCUUGUUUAGACAAGAUAUACUAUCAGGAAAUGAGUUAAGAUUGUCAACUAGCAGUAUAUGUGAAGCCCUAUUUUAUGGUGUUCAUAUACUCAUUUCUAGGAGUUUGAGCAAGUCCAGAACCAUUGAGAGUGAUUCUGUUUUUCUUAUGGUUUUUGAUUCUAAAUUUGGUGCAGUGGUAAAACUUGGAGGUGAUCUUGGUAAACUUGAGUUGAAUACAGCUGAUCCAUACCAGUCUGUGGUCCAAUGGAUAAAGUGUCAUGCUGAAGUCUUUGUUUCAUCAGUGGACAGAAUAUGGAAUAAGCUUGGGAAUGCAAAUUGGAGGGACCUGGGGACUCUUCAAGUACUUUUAGCUACUUUUUAUUCCAUAAUCCAGUGGAAUGGACCCCCAAGAAAGUCAAUAGCCUCAUUGGCCUCAAAUCAUAGCCUUCGUCUUCAGAAGCGUAGAAUAGAAUGCCGCCUAGCUGAGAAUGAAAAUGCUCUAGUACCUUACCAACAGGCUGGCUUUCAACAUGGAGAGAUUGUUGAACUUGAUCAUAGUGAUAAUCACCCAGUAAAGAAUUCAUCACGCCUGAAGCUUAAGCAGGGCGAGAUAUUAUUAUUGGAGGAUCAACAGCAGGGCCAGAAAAGUUUCCAGAUACAAGAGUCCUUCAUAGGAGGCAACUCUUUUCUCUAUGGUGCUGUUUCUCUAGAUUAUCCCACACAGUUGUUAACUUUGUAUGCUGGUGCUCAUCCAUCCAGACUUGAACCUUCUUGGGAGGAUAUGAGUCUGUGGUAUCAAGUACAAAGGCAAACAAAGGUACUAAACAUAUUGAAACAGCAAGGAAUUUCAAGCAAAUAUUUGCCUGAAAUAAUUGCCUCUGGCCGACUUCUGCAUUCUGGUCCUUGCAAAAAGCAGAGUCCAAGUGGACGAUGUGAUCAUCCUUGGUGCGGAACCCCAGUUCUUGUCACAUAUCCAGUUGGGGAGCCACUUUCAUAUGUAGUUGCUAAAGAUGGCCCAUUUUCAUCUGAUGAUGCAUUACGCUGCUGCCGAGACUGCCUAGCCGGUCUAAGAAGUGCAGCGGCAGCCAAUGUCCAGCAUGGUGAUAUUUCCCCUGAAAACAUAAUUCGUGUUUUGGACACACAAGGUAUGAGAAACAAAGUUUUGUACAUCCCAAUUUCAUGGGGCCGUGCAGUUUUGGAAGACAAGGACAGCCCAGCAAUAAAUUUGCAGUUCUCGUCUUCUCAUGCACUUCAGCAUGGGAAACUCUGUCCUGCAUCCGAUGCUGAGAGCCUUGUCUAUCUCCUUUUUUCUGUUUGUGGGGGAACAAUGCAGCAACAGGAUUCUAUUGAAUCUGCUUUGCAAUGGAGGGAGAAAAGCUGGGCAACGCGAUCGAUUCAGCAGCAGCUAGGUGAACUUUCACCUUUACUAAAGGCAUUUGCUGAUUAUGUGGAUAGCCUUUGCGGAACACCAUACCCAGUUGAUUAUGAUAUUUGGUUGAAAAGGCUUAACAAAGCUGUGGACGGAUCUGUGUCAGCUGAUAGAGGUAAAAUGAUUGAAGUUCUGCCAUAAACGUUGAGAUAGGAAGAUGUGGCCGAGUCUUGAGGGACCUCUGGAGGUAGUGAUUAAUUUUCAUGAUGGAGUACCAAGUUUUAAAACAACUUUUUUGUUUUCGUAACAAUCCGUUGUUGAGAUUCAAUUGUUUUAAUUGUUCAACCUCUAGGAUUGUAGGUUCUGAAGUCUCAGGUCUUGCCUUUCUAUAUGCUGUGAUUUUUGCAAGUUGAGCUUCAUUCUAACGUGCUCUAGCGGUGGUUGCGUUUAUGAAAAAUGGAUGCCAUGUAAAUGAGACUACUUGUCGAGUCACUGCCCGAACAAGCGAUUGCAGUGUAAAAUGUCACUUUGGCAAAAGGUAAA
This is a messenger RNA of Theobroma cacao (cacao), 3123 nucleotides long. RefSeq lists its product as uncharacterized. The record is from RefSeq and is a predicted model, not a curated record. NCBI's taxonomy places the organism in Eukaryota, Viridiplantae, Streptophyta, Magnoliopsida, Malvales, Malvaceae.